AUGGGUCAUCAAAACGACACCUACUGUACGGACAUAACUCCCAACCAAUCAAACAUAGCGCAGAUAUCAGGGGCACAGACUGUGGCUCCUAUAACUCAGCCUCCAAUGCCAACUCCCGGACCGUCGACCCAAGAGGGAGGGCAGGGAAUAGAUAAUAUAACUGCAAAUCAACAAAUAUCCGGACAAUCACCACAACCGUCCACAUCGACGGCAGUCGAGUCAUAUCAGGGACCACUUGUAUCACAACCUAAUGCCAGAAAUAAUACCCAAAUUCAUCAAAGAGCCGAUUUAGACGAUAAUGCCAUCGAUGAUAUAAUUCAUACAUUUGUCAAUAAAAUGAAUCUUGGACUUAUUACGUCUAAUGGCCACGAUCCAUUAUUAGGCGAUAUAAACGAAAUGAAUGAAGUUGAAAAUAAGGCCAGAUUAAAGGGUAAAACAAUUAGGGAGGAGUUGAAGCAGCCAGGUCGGCUACAAGAAUUUCUGAAUAACACUGGAUGGCAACAGGAUGCUAUUAUGAUAGCCAAUAUGUUCCGUAUGGACGACCCCUGGCCCUAUGGGCCGGACAUUGAAUUAAAAGUAAUAAACGCAUCGAUACUGAGAUCAGGAAAUUCGCGAUACUUUCAGAUGGAUUCCCGGCCCAGAGGUCUGGCCAUACUGUUUGUGACCACUGAUGGUCUGAAGGAUGAGGUGAACCGAUGGAAGUCUAUCUUUAAACAGUUAGACUUCAAGUGUGAGAUAUAUCGGGACGUCACCUGUUCUCAGAUAAGGACUGUAAUAAUGGGUAUGUCGUGUCAGCGGUUUAAUGCCGACGCACUCAUUGUGAUGGUUAUCGGCGGCGGAUUUGAUCAGAAGAUCUACGGUUACGGCAAUCGCGGCGUCGAUAAUGAGAUGUCGUUCACAGAAAUUGUGGACAUAUUCUCCGCUAAUAAUCCUAAGAACGCUAAAACGACUGGCAGAUGAACACGGUGAAAAUAAUCAUCCACAAAUAAUCCUAAACUCGCUAGACAUGACACGAGAUAUAUAUUUCAAUCCUGGUCUUUAAAAUACAACAAAAUUCGCUACAUAAAAGUGCC
This is a messenger RNA of Oppiella nova, 1073 nucleotides long. Lineage: Eukaryota; Metazoa; Arthropoda; Arachnida; Sarcoptiformes; Oppiidae. The record is from the annotation of a GenBank genome assembly.